This is a messenger RNA of Lobosporangium transversale, 514 nucleotides long. RefSeq lists its product as hypothetical. The transcript is spliced from 4 exons. NCBI's taxonomy places the organism in Eukaryota, Fungi, Mortierellomycota, Mortierellomycetes, Mortierellales, Mortierellaceae. The record is from RefSeq and is a predicted model, not a curated record. The coding region runs from base 1 to 375 and encodes 124 amino acids.
AUGCCAUCAUAUGCUUUGCUCUUUGCGCUGUACACGCCUGUUGGCCUCUACAAAUUCAUUUGGUGCCAAAAAAUGGCGACAGCACCACUCAACGUGCACAUGCAGAAUGGUUCUUCCAUCCCUAAUUGGAAUAGUGGGUUGGAAUCAUUAUCACAAAUCAAGGAGCGAGAGCACUGCGUCGGCGUAGCAAAGUGCUACGACAGGGACGGAGACAAAUGGAUGAGAACCAUAGCGCGGCAAAAGCUCGAACAUGUUCAGGUUGGUGAUGGUGUCAACCAUCACUCUGUGCAAGGCGAGGAUGUGUCCAUGCAUAUGAAAAUGAUCACAAGCAGAAAUGACAAAACUCAAUUGGCUCUUAGUCGACGCUCAUUGUGAAAAAGAAAGAAAAAAAGUAAUAAAUGUAGCAAAUGUGCAUUGAAUGAAUUACCAAAGCAACAGUCCCACAAUGGCAGGGAGACACAUGCUUCUAAUCUUUCAUCAUCUUUUCGUCCUUUGCCUUCAGUAAUUUAAAUGA